This is a messenger RNA of Parathielavia appendiculata, 984 nucleotides long. RefSeq names its product S-adenosyl-L-methionine-dependent methyltransferase. Lineage: Eukaryota; Fungi; Ascomycota; Sordariomycetes; Sordariales; Chaetomiaceae. The transcript is spliced from 8 exons. The record is from RefSeq and is a predicted model, not a curated record. The coding region runs from base 1 to 984 and encodes 327 amino acids.
AUGGCGCAAGCGGUUGAGCAACACAUUGAAAUUGACUCGGAUGACGGGGCUUCUGUCAACAUUGAAGAGAUCUCGACUUUCACUGCGUCCAUCACGUCCAGCAUCCUCGAUUACCCCGUAGAGAAUGGCCGCCGCUACCACGCCUUCCGGGCCGGAGUCUAUUGCCUACCCAACGACGAGAUUGAACAGGAACGUCUCGACUUGACGCACGCGCUGAUGACCAAGGGCAUCGGCGACCAUCUGUUUUUGGCCCCUAUCGACACAGACAAGAUGCACCGCGUUCUUGAUAUCGGGACGGGCACCGGCAUAUGGGCCAUGUGUAUGGGUGAUGAAUACCCCAACGCACAGGUUCUGGGAAACGAUCUCAGCGCGAUUCAGCCGCCAUGGGUUCCUCCAAACGUCAAGUUUGAAAUCGACGACGUAGAAUCCCCCUGGGUAUACGAGGCACCCUUCGACUUCAUCUUUUGCCGGUACAUGUGUACCUGCAUCAAGGACUGGCCCGCUCUCGUCCAUUCCGUCUACGACAACCUCACACCGGGCGGCUGGGCUGAGUUCCAGGAUUACGACCUGCAGUACUACUCGGAGGACGGGUCUCUGACACCCGAGAAGCACACCUUGCAAUGGAUCAACACGCUGCUCGAGGCGGCUCGCAAGACGGAGCGCGACCCAUGCCCUGGCCCAAAGCUGGAAGGGUGGAUGCGCGACGCCGGCUUCGCCAACGUCACGCACCAAAGGUUUCGGUUUCCCCUCGGACCCUGGCCAAGGGACCCGAAACUGAAGGAGAUCGGCUAUUACAAUCUCAUGCAAAUCUUGGGCGGCCUCGAGGCUUUCUCGCUGCGGCUGUUCUGCCACGUUCUUGGCUGGCAGCGGGAGGAGGUUCUCGUGCUGCUUGCCAAGGUGCGGAGUGAGCUCCAGGACCCCAAGCUGCAUAUCCAGUUUGACUUUCACGUCGCGUACGGCCAGAAGCUGGAGAAGAAGGAUUAA